GCGGCCUGUCAGCGUUGACUGACAGGCGCACACGUACACACUCGGCCACGCGCGCGCCGUUCGGCCCCACUCGCGCAGCGCAGUUCAGCGCGGGCCGCAUUGUCCGCCUGCCAGCCCGCCUGCCGCCUCUCCGCGCGCGCCCCGGGUCCCCGCGCCGACCGCCGCUCCCCGGAUUCCGACGCGACUCCCUUCAGGGGAAGGGUCCCCCUACCCACCUCAUCAUGUCUCGACGAAGCCAGCGCCUAACGCGCUACUCCUCCCAGGGUGACGAUGAUGGUGGCAGCAGCAGCAGCGGAGGGAGCUCAGUGAUGGGGAGUCAGAGCACCCUGUUUAAGGACAGCCCUCUCAGGACCUUGAAGAAGAAAUCCAGCAACUCCAAGCGCCUCUCCCCAGCGCCACAGCUGGGCCCCUCCUCAGAUACACACACCUCCUACUACAGCGAGUCCGUGGUCAGGGAGUCCUACAUCGGCAGCCCACGGGCCGCUUCCAUCGCCGCCUCCCUCACCAGGAACUCCCUCCUCGACGACCCCUACUGGAGUGAGGACCUGCGGGUGAGGAGAAGGAGAGGCACAGGCGGCACCGACAGCAGCAAGGUCAACGGGCUGCCGGAGAACAAGCUCUCCGAGGACUUCCUUGGGUCCUCGUCGGGCUACUCCUCUGAGGAUGACUACGUAGGCUACUCGGAGACAGACCACAGGGGCUCGGGGUCACGGCUGCGGAAUGCGGCCUCCCGGGCGGGCUCUUUUCUCUGGAUGGUGGUCACCUCUCCAGGCCGGCUCUUCGGGCUCCUCUACUGGUGGAUCGGCACCACCUGGUACCGCCUGACCACAGCCGCCUCCCUCCUUGACGUCUUCGUUUUAACCAGACGCUUCUCAUCCCUGAAGACGUUCCUGUGGUUCCUCUUGCUGCUGCUGCUUCUGACUGGCCUGACCUAUGGAGCCUGGUACUUCUACCCCUUCGGGCUGCAGACACUCCAUCCCGCUGUGGUCUCCUGGUGGGCCUCGAAGGGGAGCAGUGGGCAGCGUGAGGUGUGGGAGUCCAGAGACUCAUCCCCACAUUUCCAGGCCGAGCAGCGCAUUCUGUCCCAGGUACACUCGCUGGAGCGGCGCCUGGAUGCUCUUGCUGCCGAGUUCUCGUCCAGCUGGCAGAAGGAGGCCAUGCGGCUGGAGCGCCUGGAGCUGCAGCAGGGGGCUGGUGGGCAGGGAGGCGGAGGCGGCGGCCUGAGCCACGAGGACACUCUGGUGCUCCUGGAGGGGCUGGUGAGCCGCCGCGAGGCUGCCCUGAAGGAGGACCUCCGCAGGGACACUGCUGCUCGGAUCCAGGAAGAGCUGGUCACCCUGAGAGCAGAGCAUCAGCAGGACUCAGAAGACCUUUUCAAGAAGAUUGUCCAGGCCUCACAGGAAUCUGAGGCUCGACUCCAGCAGCUGAAGUCAGAGUGGCAAAGGAUGACCCAGGAGUCCUUCCAGGAGAACGCCAUGAAGGAGCUGGGGCGGCUGGAGGGUCAGCUGGCAGGCCUGCGGCAGGAGCUGGCAGCCCUGACCGUGAAGCAGAGCUCGGUGGAGGACCAGGUGGGGCUGUUGCCCCAGCAGCUCCAGGCCGUGCGGGAUGACGUGGAGUCUCAGCUCCCUGCCUGGAUCAGUCAGUUCCUUCUUCGAGGUGGGGGAACCCGCACUGGGCUCAUUCAGCGAGAGGAGAUGGAAGCUCAGCUGCGGGAGCUGGAGAGCAAGAUCCUCGCCCACAUGGCCGAGAUGCAGGGCAAGUCGGCGAGGGAGGCUGUGGCCAGCCUGGGGCUGACGCUGCAGAAGGAAGGCGUGAUUGGUGUGACCGAGGAGCAGGUGCACCGUAUCGUAAACCAGGCUCUGAAGCGCUACAGCGAGGACCGCAUCGGGAUGGUGGACUACGCUCUGGAGUCGGGAGGGGCCAGUGUCAUCAGCACUCGAUGUUCAGAGACUUACGAGACCAAGACGGCCCUCCUCAGCCUCUUCGGCAUCCCCCUGUGGUACCACUCCCAGUCUCCCCGAGUCAUUCUCCAGCCAGAUGUGCACCCGGGCAACUGCUGGGCCUUCCAGGGGCCCCAGGGCUUUGCUGUAGUUCGCCUUUCUGCCCGCAUCCGCCCCAGUGCUGUCACCUUAGAGCACGUGCCCAAAUCCUUGUCGCCCAACAGCACCAUCUCCAGUGCCCCCAAGGACUUUGCCAUCUUUGGGUUCGACGAGGACCUGCAGCAGGAGGGGACGCUCCUUGGCCAGUUCACCUACGACCAGGACGGGGAGCCCAUUCAGACGUUUUAUUUUCAGGAUCCUAAAAUGGCCACGUACCAAGUGGUGGAGCUGCGCGUCCUGACUAACUGGGGCCACCCCGAGUACACCUGCAUCUACCGCUUCAGGGUGCACGGGGAGCCCGCCCACUAGGCCUGCUCUGUGCUGCUGCCGGCCACGCCCCCUCUCUGGGGUUAGGUGCCCAGCACCUCCCCGCCUCCCCGCACACGCUUGAAGCGCACGGACUUCCAGGAGCAAGAAAGGAGCCCUGGCGCGGUGGAGAUGAAAGAACACGCGGGCUUUUCCUGUGCAACGGGCGGCUCGAGCGGUCAGCAGGCCCCAUUCUCUCUCUUCCUUCUUUGCUCUCCGCGUGCCAAGCACUGGGCGUCUUCUCCCUCUUGGAAGGGUGUAUAUAUGUAGCAUGUCGUGGGGAACUGAGGCGGGGAGAGCAGGGUAAUGCCCGUGGUCCAGCAAAAGUGGACCAGACCUGCCUGCCCCUGGCCCGUGUGGAGGGACUGACACCUCGGGAGCUGCACAGGUGAAGCAGGUGCCAAAGCUGUGGGUGAGACAGGCUAGGGCCUGGGGCAGCUGGGCCGUGCCCCCUCCCUCGGCGAGGGGGGUGCUCAGGGUGCAGGUCGGGACUGGUCCCCAGGCACGAAGCUCCUGGGAGCGGGUGGCUGGGCUCCUCCAGACACCAGUGCCAUCAGCCGAGGCUCACAGCGUUCCUGAAGGGUUUCUGUACACUGCUUGUCCUGGGUCAGGGUGGGCCAGGGCCUUGUACACUGGAGGGUCUGGUUCCUGGGAGCCUACAGGAGCCCCUCUGCUGGGGACAGCAGCUGUCUUCUCUCUCCUGACGCCGGGCCCAGGGCCCGCUCUGCUCCCCUCUCGGGCUCGGGCCCACCUGUUCCCCAGAGCAAGCUUGCCACGUGCCCCCAGGGUGUAGGUGCAGACCUGUCCUCUGGGGGCAGCCAGCAGUGUUCACAGAGCUCCCUGGGCCCAGUGACACGAUGAGAGUGACAUCCAGGGUGUCACCAGGGUGGGGUGGGGUGCAGACUCUCGGCCCUGCCCCACCCCAUCAGGCCCCUGAUCCUAAGCCAUCCCUGGGGGCUCAUUCAGCCCUUGCUUCAUUGUUUCUAUUCUGACUCAUUUUCUAUGGGGAGCAGUCACGGGUGGGGGUGGGGGGGUGGUUAAGGAGGGGGUGCUGAGGUGGGAGCUUUUGGACCCGGCAGGCCCUGCUCUAGUGUGUAAAUAUUUUUCAAGGUCUUGUUUUUUUAACUGAGAAGCUAAGGGCUUGAUUUCUAGCCCCGUUCUGUGGGGCCUUGGGUGAAUUCAGUUCCUUGUAACCUGGCUGCCAAGAGGGGCCUGGGGCACUGACUGGGUUCUUACUCUGUGGUUCAUUCCGGCCUGUGGGGAGGGGCAGGAAGGGCUACUGCAUAGGUAGGUGCCCUCGGAAGAGUUCCUAGAGGAGGGGGCUGGAACAGAGGGGGCCCCAGACCCCCUGUGCUGUUCCAGCACCGGCCCUGCCUCCAGGCAGCCAGGUUUUGUUUGCGCUCUCCUGUCACAAAUGCUGCACUAUUGGUUCUUAUUUUUUUUUAUCUCCAGAUUCUAAUUUAUGCCUAUGCAAAAAAUAAAUUAUGCCCAGGGUUAA
This is a messenger RNA of Cervus elaphus (red deer), 3903 nucleotides long. RefSeq names its product Sad1 and UNC84 domain containing 2 (gene SUN2). The record is from RefSeq and is a predicted model, not a curated record. Gene Ontology annotation, molecular function: protein-membrane adaptor activity. NCBI's taxonomy places the organism in Eukaryota, Metazoa, Chordata, Mammalia, Artiodactyla, Cervidae. The transcript has 18 exons. Gene Ontology annotation, cellular component: meiotic nuclear membrane microtubule tethering complex; nuclear envelope. Gene Ontology annotation, biological process: nuclear envelope organization. The coding region runs from base 222 to 2408 and encodes 728 amino acids.